Antechinus flavipes (yellow-footed antechinus) is the source of this 4400-nucleotide messenger RNA. Its product is annotated as complement factor H-like. The transcript has 23 exons. Lineage: Eukaryota; Metazoa; Chordata; Mammalia; Dasyuromorphia; Dasyuridae. The record is from RefSeq and is a predicted model, not a curated record. Bases 420 to 4133 code for a protein of 1237 amino acids.
AUAAGAGGUGGGGUUUAUACAGAAAGUUUCCUUUAACUGAUUUUUGCACAAUCUGUGAACUUGAAAAUAAUCCAACUGAGAACAUGCCUGUUUUUUUAAAAUAAUAUAUCAUAGUGGAGGUCACAACUUUAACAGUGAGAAAACACAGAGAAUUCUGUUCAGAAUUCUGGCAAGGAAUAAGUGAAGAUUUGUUAAGUUUUGUGAUUUGAUAUUUGUUAGAUGAGGGUUUUUUUGUUUUGUUUUGUUUAGCUUUGCUCAAGUUUCUAGUAGGUGGAACAUUUGGUGAGUGGACUUUAUUCAGGCAGGAUUUUUUCAACUUCUGCUUGAAACAAGAUUUCAAUUGGAGCAGUUAGAAGAGAAUAUUACACAGUCUCAGCAAUAUUUAGCUCCUAAAUGUAUCUUGCUUCCAGGUCUAAACAAUGAAAUUUGCAGUAAAAAUUGUUUUACUUCUAUUUUGGACUAUCUGUGCUGCACAAGACUGUAAUGAUGCUCCUCCAAGAAAACCUACAGAAAUUCUAUCAGGGACAUGGUCUAAGUCAGUAUAUCCAGAAGGUACACGUGCUACUUACAAAUGUCGACCUGGAUAUAGAACACUUGGAAGUAUAGUAAUGGAAUGUAAGCAUGGAAAAUGGGAGUCUCUUUACCCAUCUCGAGUUUGUAUGAGAAAGCCCUGUGGUCACCCUGGAGAUAUUCCGUUUGGUUCUUUUGAACUUUUGGAAGAUACUGAAUUUUUAUUUGGAUCCCGGGUUGUAUAUAAAUGUAAUGAAGGAUAUCAAUUAAUAAGUCCAGUCAAUUUUCGUGUAUGUGAAGCAGAUGGAUGGAGCAAUGAUGUCCCUUUCUGUGAAGUGGUUAAGUGCUUACCAGUGACAGCACCAGAGAAUGGAAGAAUUGUCACAAGUUCACUUGACCCAGAAGAGGAAUUUACUUUUGGCCAGGUAGUACAGUUUGAAUGUAAUCCAGGUUUUAAGCUGAAGGGGCCUAGAGAAAUACACUGCUCAACAAGUGGUGAUUGGAAUGAACAAGAACCUCAAUGUGUGGGAAUUUCCUGUGAAGUACCAGAAAUUGAGAAUGGAAAACUUUUAGGUGGGAAGGCAGUUUACAAGGAGAACGAACGGCUGCAAUAUAUAUGCAAUCCUGGUUUUGCACAUGGUGAAAGAGCAGAUUCCACGUGUACUAAAUAUGGUUGGAGUCCAGCUUUAUUAUGUAUAGAAAUCACAUGUGAUCCCCCACAUCUGUCUAAUGGGAAUGUAUUUCCUAAGGCAAACAAAUAUAGAGGAUAUGAAGAAAUCUCAUUUACAUGCAAAGAAAAUUAUUACCCACCACUUACUGGAAACAAAGCAACAUGUACCCCUGAGGGCUGGUCACCUCUUCCAAGAUGUAAUUUGAGACCUUGUGAUUAUCCAGAAAUUGAAAAUGGAGAACUUUAUAAGUCUUGGUAUUCCGAGGAAUACUUUCGAAGUUUCUUUCCAGAAUCUAUUGGAAAAGAGAUGUUCUACCGUUGUAAUGAAAAUUAUGUAUCUGCUUAUGCACGUCCCUCAGACUAUUGGACAAGAUUUUCAUGUACUCCAGGAGGAUGGUCGCCAAUGCCAAAAUGCCUUAGAAAGUGUAUCCUUUAUAAAAUAUCAAAUGGUCAUUUUUGGCCCCAAAAAGGUCAUUAUGUGGAAGGUGAAGAAAUAACAGUGGAAUGUGACAAAGGCUACAGUCUUCCAAAUAAUCAAGACAAAAUUAUCUGUACCAAAGAAGGCUGGUCUACUGAAACAAAUUGUAAAAAGAUCAAAAUAUGCUUAGUGCAAAGUUAUUUCAAUAAUGGAUUUUUUUCUGAAUCAAAAACACAUUAUCCUGUCAAUACAGUAGCAAGAUAUCAAUGUAAAGAAGGAUAUGCAACAAGAGAUGGAAAAAAAGAAGGAUUUAUCAAAUGUGGGCAACAUGGAUGGUUAAAUCAAGCAAGUUGUAUCAAAAUUUGUGAAAUUCCACAAUUUGAAAAUGCCAGAUAUAAGGGAAAUAAGACAUUUCUGAAGCCUAAGGAAAAAUUAGAAUAUGAAUGCUUUGAUGGAUAUGAAAUCACAAGUGGAAAAACUACAGGUUUCAAAGUAUGUGAUACUGAUGAUUGGCCUACAGUACUUGAAUGCUAUGAAAAAGCAUGUCGGCUCCCUCUUCUACAACAAAAUUUGUAUCCUGAUCUCAGGCAAGAGAAAUAUAAAGUUGGAGAUGUAGUGACAUUUCGAUGUAUCAAUGGAUUUAAACUAGUUGGACCACUUUCAGUGCAGUGUUACCACUUUGGAUGGUCCCCCAGAGUUCCUACAUGUAAACAGAGAGUAAAAUGUUGUCAGCAGCCACCUGAACUUGUGAAUGGGGCACCUAAGGACUCAAACCCAAAGACAUACUGUCAUAAAGAUGUAGUAGAGUAUAAUUGUGAUCUUGGAUUUGAAAUGAGAGGACCAAAGAAAAUACAAUGCAAUGAUGGACAAUGGACAACCUUACCCACUUGUGUUGAGGAAAAAAGAAGAUGUGCUGAAGUACCUGAACUUGUCCAUGGUCAUGUUCAGACUAUUAAUCUAUCAAAUACUCACGGGGCUUCAGUGGAAUAUGGCUGUGAAAAUAAUUUUACAAUGGUUGGAAGCAAGACAAUUACAUGUAGUCAUGGAAAUUGGACACAACUCCCUACAUGCAUUGAAACAAGUCUACUUGGGAGAUGCGCAACAAAAUUUUUUGAAGAUUUGCAAGUCAACCUCGAUGUAUCAGAUGAUAUUGCUGUUAAUUAUAGAUGUAACUGGAAUUCAGAAUUCAUAAGUACAAAAUGUACAAAUGGGAAAUGGCUUCCUGAACUACAAUGUCCAAAAAUGAAAUUAUGUGCUCCUCCACCUCAAAUACCUAAUGCUCAGGAUAUGACCACAACUGUGAGCUACCAGGAUGGAGAAAAAAUAGUUAUUAUUUGUAAAGAAAAUUACCUUCUCCGAGGACAAGAAGAGAUAAUAUGUAAAGAUGGACAAUGGAAUUCAUUACCACGUUGCAUUGAAAAACAGCCAUGUUCCAAACCAUCUGCUAUACCAUAUGGAGCUAUUAACCCAGUAAGAAGUUCAGAAGCAGAUGAUGACAAUUUAGAAUCCAGUACCUAUGCACAUGGCACUACAGUAAAUUAUAUGUGUCAAAAAGGUUUCAAGAUGGUAGGAAGAGAGGAGAUAACAUGCAAUAUGGGAAAAUGGAGCUCAUCUCCUCAUUGUGUUGGACUUCCAUGUGGAAAACCACCUCUAAUACAAAAUGGUAUCAUUCUUAAUGAGUUAGACACUUAUGAGUUUGGAGAAGGAGUGACAUACAAAUGUUUUGAGGGUUUCAGCAUCAAUGGGCCAGCAACUAUAGAAUGUAUUGGAGGAACUUGGCCUAGUCCACCACAGUGUAAAGAUGUGAAAUGUGCACCUCCACCCCAGUUUGAUAAUGCUGAUAUGAUUGGUGUUUUAACACACUAUUAUUUGCCAGGGGACAAAGUGACUUAUCAGUGUUUACAAAAUUUCCAGCCUGAAGGCUUAACUGAAGUAACUUGUAUAGAAGGCCACUGGAAAGGGGAUCCACAAUGCAGAGAUAAAUCUUGUGAAAGUGCACCCCAAAUUGAAAAUGCUGAAAUUAUUAGUGGUUUAAAGGAACGUUAUCAACCUGGUGACAGAGUGAGUUACAAGUGUGUUCGAUCUCUUAAAAUGUAUGGACAAUCAUACAUAACUUGUACAAAUAAGACCUGGACAGAACUUCCUCAGUGCAAAGAGGAAACAGGGAAAUGUGGACCACCUCCAUCUAUUAGUAAUGGAGACACCAUCUCUCUCUUGUUACCUGAGUAUGCUCCAGAAUCAAGAGUGGAGUACAGAUGUCAACAAUAUUAUGUGCUUCGGGGUUCCAAAUUUGUGACAUGCAAAAAUGGAGAAUGGACAGAGAAACCAACAUGCCUAGAGGCAUGUACAAUAUCAAAAGAAAAGAUGCAGGAAAAUAAUUUAGAACUUAGAUGGAGAGAAACUAAAAAAAUUUAUUCAAAAACAGGACAAGAGACUGAAUUUAGUUGUAAAAGGGGAUAUCGUUUAUCUUCAGGAUCUCCUCCUUUAAGAACAGUGUGUAUAGAAGGGGAAAUCAUUUAUCCCAGAUGUGAAUAACAGAAUUCACUAUGGAACUCAGCUAUGGAGAUAAUGCAGGAUUCUUACUACCAUUUGGAAAUCAUGACUGUGACAAAUGCUCAGCUUCAACCUGUCCUAUUUAACUACUUUCUACAUUGUGAUAAAUGUUUUGAUUUAAUUGUAUUUACUCAGAUGGUCCAUCAUUCAUUCAAUAUACUUCUGACUUUGAAAUGUUCACUUUUUAAAGCACAAACCUAAAGAAUGAAACAGUCAUUAAGUAUCAAUAAAAUCUUCACUUUAAGAAAA